This is a messenger RNA of Physella acuta, 1495 nucleotides long. RefSeq lists its product as uncharacterized. NCBI's taxonomy places the organism in Eukaryota, Metazoa, Mollusca, Gastropoda, Physidae. The record is from RefSeq and is a predicted model, not a curated record.
AGGAGAGGAAGCGCGCGCAGCGUCGCCGCGCAGAUGGUAUGGAUUACACUGUCUAGCUCGUGAAGGUGACAGAUGCUGUAAAAUUUUAAAAUAAGUUGAACGAUUUCAUUCAGAACUAAUCAAUAUCAAUCAACUUUUGAACACUGACAACAGUAAGACAAAAGAAAGCCUUCAUGAAACUCUACCGCCAUCUGAGGAUAGAUUUCAGCAAAAAGUAUUUACUAAAUUCCGAAAGCUGACAACAAGACAGAAACAAAACUUUAAAAUUUUAAAAUCAUCUGAGCAUAGAUUACAGCAAAAUUUAUUUACUAAAUCCCGAAAAUUGACAAGCAUAUAGAAAAAACACAUUCAUGAAACUCGACCGUCGUCGCAGCAUAAGCUUCAGCAAAAAGUAUUUACUUAAUCCCGAAAAUUGACAAGCAUAUAGAAAAAAAAACACAUUCAUGAAACUCCACCGUCGUCGCAGCAUAAGCUUCAGCAAAAAGUAUUUACUAAAUCCCGAAAGCUGACAAGACACACCAAAAACCAGCGGAUGAAAUUCUACUCUCGUUUCAACAUCACCUACAGCAUGCAGACGAACAACUGCAGGUCUCUGGUGCUGUUGGUGGGGAUGUCUCUACUGGUUGUGCUCUGCUUCGUCUUGCCGUCUGCUCGGGAGAUCUACUUCCAGUACCCCUCGUGGCGUGACGUCAGCCUGUACCAGAUCAUCAAGAUGCACCUGGCGCCCCGCCCCUCCCACAUGAACAGGGUCGUCAGGUGCCCGAACCUCACUCAGGUGGAGGUCAAGAGGUCAGAUCUGGAGCUGGAAAAAAUUAAUUUCUACGAGGAUACACGAGAAAAACUUAGACAUCUCGCACCGGAAGAAGACUGGAAAGCGAGCUUUUACCCCGCAUUAGAAAGAGAAGAGAAGAUUGACCUACUACACGUGUACGGCGUGUUCAAGCACGCGCUGGACUCGGCUGGACUCGAACACGUGCUCCUGCACGGGUCCGCCAUGGGCGCGUGGAGACACCACGGCAUCACCCCCUGGGACGACGACAUUGACAUCGGGGUCAACGUCCGGGACUGGCUGGAGAUCAAGAUGGCGCUGACGUGCGUGCAGGGCUACACGCUGGAUACCAGCACCAACUCCAAGUGGUCUUUUUUUAAAAGUGACGGAAAACUUAUACCCGACAACACCGUGAAAAAGUGGCCAUUCCUGGACAUCUUUUUAUACACUGAGGACAACAACUAUGUAUGGGGGUUGAACUACGUCCAUCUUAGGAAGUUUGUGUUUCUAAAGAAGGAUAUGUUCCCUCUAAAAUAUGUGCCUUUUGAGUCGUUUAUGGUUCCUGUCCCCAGACACCUACGCACAGUUCUAGACCACCAGUACGUACACCCAGAGACCUGCGUCAGCCAUUACACGAACCACAGGCUAGGGGGCGACAAGGAGGUCAUCUCAGUACCGUGUACGGCACUAACAGAUCUUUACGAUAUGUUCUUCCAUACCUCCUGA